AAUAGCAGGCCCUGGUCUGGAAAUAAUAAAGUUGUUCCAUACAGAUUUGCCGCUGGCUUCAGAGCAGAUUGGCAACCAAAAGUGAGAGCAGCAAUCAACGAAUGGCAGCAAAAAACGUGUCUGACAUUCCGCCCAGCAUAUCCUGGAGACCAGCAUGUAAUUGAAUUCUACCAUGGAACAGGAUGCAAUUCUCCCGUGGGAAUGAACAGAGUAAACAGAAUAUCUUUGGAGUAUCCAGGAUGUGGCAGUCACUACACAAUUUUGCAUGAGAUUGGACAUUCCCUUGGUAUGGGACAUGAGCACCAGCACCCAGACCAGGCUCAAUACAUGACCAUAUUAUACCAGAACAUUGAGGAAAAGUGGAAGCAAUGGUACAGACCAAUGCCCCGCAGCAAUGUGGACACCAAAGGUUUCUCCUACGACCCAUACUCUGUUAUGCACUACCAUCCAGGACCCUCAAACAGACCAUUCAUUAAGAUGAGAGACCCAAGACUACAAAGUAUUGUUGGUCAGGUUAAGUCUCUCUCAGCUGGAGAUGCAAACUUUGUCAACAAAGGAAAUGGGUGCCAGGGCACGGGAGGUGGCACUGGUCCAAGAAUAACAACUCCCAGGCCAAGAGUAACAACUCCCAGACCAAGAGUAACAACUCAACGACCAGUGACUGGUGCUUGUAAUGGUGCAAUGGGAAGGCAAUCUGGCAAUGGACAACAAGUUACACAGAACUGGAUCAACAAGACAUGGCGUCAAGUCAGGUUGAUGUGGGUGGACUACAAUGGGAACACCAAUGGUGGUUGGCUGAUCCAGCCAUUACAAUCUACUGGCCUUAUGACAAACACACAGCAUCCAUUUGUGGCAAGAAUUGAAGGAGGCCAAUGGUUGAAGAUUAAUGGCCAGUGUGUGCAUUAUCCAAAUGGAGGAUAUGCUAGCAUAGAUUUCUAAUUUAUUUUUUAAGGAAGGAAAGCACAUGUACAUGUAUUUUGAAAUAAAGAUGAUAGAUGAAUUAUAAUGUA
Owenia fusiformis is the source of this 1010-nucleotide messenger RNA. NCBI's taxonomy places the organism in Eukaryota, Metazoa, Annelida, Polychaeta, Sabellida, Oweniidae. The record is from the annotation of a GenBank genome assembly.